UUCAUCUGAGUCUCGGCAGACACUCGUCAGAUAUUUGAUGUGUUUGUUUUGAGCCCAUGAUGACUCUUGCUUAAAAUUUAACUAAAAUUCCUAAUUCUCAUGUUGGGUUGCUGUUUCUACAGGGCUCGCUGCCUACCCCCUGAAAGGUUCAUGACAUCCAGUAAAAGGCUGUUUGAUUCAUAUAGCUGCUCGAGCUUGGACAUACAAGAUGAAGCAAGAUGCCACAAGAAAUGCUGCCUACACAGUGGAUUGUGAAGAUUACAUACACGUGGUAGCAUUCAAUCCCUUUGAGAGCGGGGAGUCAGGAAAUCUAAUUGCUUAUGGUGGCAGCAAUUACGUGGUUAUCGGCAUAUGUACAUUUCAGGAGGAAGAAGCAGACGUUGAAGGAAUUCAGUAUAAAACACUACGAACGUUUCAUCAUGGAGUCCGAGUUGAUGGCAUAGCCUGGAGCCCAGAGACCAAACUUGAUACAUUGCCUCCAGUAAUCAAAUUUUGUACUUCAGCUGCUGAUAUGAAGAUUAGAUUAUUUACUUCUGAUCUUCAAGAUAAAAAUGAAUAUAAGGUUCUGGAGGGCCAUUCGGAUUUCAUUAAUGAUUUGGUAUUCCAUCCGAGAGAAGGCAAUGAAAUCGCAAGUGUAAGCGAUGACCACACCUGCAGGAUUUGGAGCUUGGAAGGAAAGCAAACAGCUCAUUUUCUUCUUCAUUCUCCCGGAAUGAGUGUGUGCUGGCAUCCUGAAGACGCUUUUAAGCUAAUGGUUGCAGAGAAGAAUGGAACAAUUCGGUUUUAUGAUCUGAUGGCGCAACAGGCUAUUUUGUCUCUUCAAUCAGAACAGACGCCGUUAAUGUCAGCAGACUGGUGCUUGAAAAACACCUUCAAAGUCGGUGCUGUUGCAGGAAAUGAUUGGAUAAUUUGGGAUAUCACUCGGUCCAGUUAUCCUCAAGAGACGAGACCUGUUCACAUGGAUCGAGCACACUUAUUUAGGUGGUCUGCAAUUAGUGAGAACUUGUUUGCAACCACUGGUUAUCCUGGCAAAAUGACAAGUCAGUUUCAGAUCCAUCAUUUAGGACACUCUCAGCCCAUCCUCACUGGUUCUGUACCUGUUGGAUCUGGUCUCUCCUGGCAUCGAACACUCCCACUGUGUGCAGUUGGAGGAGACCACAAGCUGUUAUUUUGGGUUACCGAAAUAUAGAAUAAAUUUUCUCUGUAUUUUUGAUCCUACACUUUGUAUUUUUAGUACAUAUUUUGGAGAAUUCCUUAUUUUUAUAUCAAAUAUACUGUAAACUCUAGAAAUAUCUCAGUUGUUGCCUCUGUUAAAUAAAAUGGUGAAGAUUUGAAAAUUA
This is a messenger RNA of Nannospalax galili (Upper Galilee mountains blind mole rat), 1340 nucleotides long. RefSeq names its product nucleoporin 37 (gene Nup37). The record is from RefSeq and is a predicted model, not a curated record. The transcript has 10 exons. Bases 209 to 1189 code for a protein of 326 amino acids. NCBI's taxonomy places the organism in Eukaryota, Metazoa, Chordata, Mammalia, Rodentia, Spalacidae. Gene Ontology annotation, molecular function: protein binding. Gene Ontology annotation, cellular component: nuclear pore outer ring.